GUAACAAGACUGCUGGCUCACUUUAGAGACCACAAUCCAGAAAGAGAGCUCCACACAGAACUUUGAAGGGGGACAGGCACAGAAAAAGUGGCAAGUCACAGGAAAAUUUAAGACAGAGGAGGGGCUAUUAACACCAGACACUGUCACUAAAGAGACAUUUCAAACAGGAGACACAGAAGAGACAUAGGGCAGGAACAAGGCCAUUCUUGCUGGAAACAGUUCUUCACCACAUCAGUGAUCUCUGUUUUAUAACUGGACAAUGACAGAGGAAGCAGAAGUGGAAAUCGACCCGCAUCCAAAGUCUGGAUCUGAGCAACAAGCUCCGCAGUUUCUACGAGAUGUCAUCUUCCACGGCAAGUUCAAGCUGCUGAAGGCUCUAACCCCAGAGGAAAACACCCACUGCCAGAAUGGCCUCUUCUUCCAGGAUGGUCAGCGGCGUGUUGAUUAUGUUCUCACCUACCCUGUGAAGAAACCAGGUGGGGGCCGCUCCAGUCGGCAGUCAGUGCAACUACUUGCUGAAAAUGCAGUUGCCUGCAGUCUACGCCGUGGCCCUCACAACUGUGGCGAAGAUCUCCGACAUCAUCAGGCACAAAGGGCAGGAAACCCAUCAUGCUUGCAGUCACUGCCGAUGGCAGACAUGGAGGGAGGAGCCCUUAACGGCCAUGAGGAUCACAAGGCAUUCCGGAGGGAAGAGUUCGAAGGGAAACUGAGAGACAUGGGCCUAGAGUUGGAGAAAGAGGAAGUUACCAAGAUUCCAGGUGUGGGCUUUGUGAAGAUUCAUGCUCCCUGGAACGUUCUCUGUCGAGAAGCUGAAUUCAUGAAGUUAAAGAUGCCCACCAAGAAGGUGUAUGAAGUCAAACAAUCAAGCGGUAUUGUGGAGAAAAUUAGCUCUCUGGUCAGUAAAGUUCUGGAGCCCCUCCACCCUCAUGUUGAAGAACAUCAACUCAAGAACAUCAAACACCUGUCACAUACAUUCUCCAGGGAAAAACAACACCUGUUUGACCUCUCAGACAAAGAUUACUUCUUUGACAGUAAAACCAGGAGUUCAAUAGUAUUUGAAAUACUUAAAAGAACUAAAUGCAAGGCCAAGUACAGCAUGGGUAUCACCAGUCUCCUUGGUAGCGGUGUAUAUACAGCAGCUUAUCCUCUUCAUGACGGGGAUAUUAAUGAGGAGAGUGCAGAGCCCAAUGACAGAAAACUUUUGUAUGAGGAGUGGGCAAACUACAGUGUAUUCUACAAGUAUCAGCCCAUCGGACUUGUGCGGAAGUACUUUGGUGAGAAAAUUGGUUUGUACUUUGCCUGGUUGGGUCUGUAUACCCAGAUGCUGAUUCCUGCUUCUGUAGUGGGGGUCAUUGUCUUUCUUUAUGGAUGUGCAACAGUCGAUGACAACAUACCAAGCAUGGAGAUCUGCCACCCAAAGAACAACAUCACCAUGUGUCCUCUGUGUGACAGAGUGUGCAGCUACUGGAAACUUAGUACUGCCUGUGGAACGGCCCGGGCCAGUCACCUGUUUGACAAUCCUACCACUGUUUUCUUCUCUAUAUUCAUGGCUUUGUGGGCUGCCAUGUUCAUGGAGCAUUGGAAGAGACUGCAGAUGAGACUAAACUAUGAAUGGGACCUUACUGGUUUUGAAGAGGAGGAGGAAGCUCUAAAGGACCAUCCCAGGGCCGAGUAUGAAUUCAAAGUCAUGCAGAAGUCUCUGAGGAAAGAUAAAAAAUCACAUCACAAGAUGGAAAAGCUCACAUGUCGAGACCGCCUCCCUGCCUACAUGGCUAACAUUGUUAUGAUGCUGUUAAUGAUUGGUGUUACAUUUGCCAUUGUGUUUGGUGUGAUCCUCUACCGGAUUUCCACUAAAGCCGCCCUUCAUAUGAGCUCCAGUUCGAUUACAAGAAACCAUGUUCAACUGACGGUGAAAACCACUGCAGCCAUCAUCAACUUGGUGGUCAUCCUCAUACUGGAUGAGGUAUAUGGAGCUGUGGCACGAUGGCUUACUAUGUUGGAGAUUCCUAAAACAGACAAAAGUUUUGAAGAACGUCUGAUCUUCAAGACCUUCAUUCUCAAGUUUGUCAAUGCAUUCACACCAAUCAUCUACAUUGCUUUCUUUAGAGGAAGGCUGGUAGGCAGACCAGGAAGUUACCUAUAUGUGUUUGAAUCUUACAGGAUGGAAGAGUGUGCUCAUGGAGGCUGUCUGAUGGAGCUGUGCAUCCAGCUGAGUAUCACCAUGUUGGGAAAGCAACUGAUUCAGAACAACCUUUUUGAGAUUGGAAUACCCAAAUUGAAGAAGCUGAUUCGAUUCAUUCGGUCAAAACAAGGAGCUUUUCAAGAAGAAGAGAGGCAGAAGAAGUUGCAGAGAUAUGAAACUGACCACUUCCUGGAACCAUUUGCUGGAUUAACUCCUGAAUACAUGGAAAUGAUCAUUCAAUUUGGUUUUGUUACAUUGUUUGUGGCAUCCUUCCCCCUGGCUCCACUGUUUGCUCUGCUCAACAACAUAAUUGAAAUACGACUUGAUGCCAAGAAAUUUGUGACAGAGUUACGAAGACCAGUGGCAGCAAGAGCCAAAGACAUUGGUAUCUGGUACAACAUACUAAAAGGGGUAGCAAAAGUGGCUGUCAUCAUUAAUGCAUUUGUCAUCUCCUUCACUUCAGACUUCAUCCCUCGGAUGGUCUACCAGUACAUGUACAGCCCUGAUGGCUCCAUGCACGGAUUUGUCAACCACACACUGUCCUAUUUUAACGUCUCCCACUUCCAGGAGGGCAAAGAAACCUUGGAUCCGUUGCAUCUUGGCUACCCUGUGGAGAUUUGCAGAUAUAAGGACUACAGAGAACCUCCUUGGUCAGCCACACCAUAUGAGAUCUCAAAGGAAUUCUGGGCAGUCCUUGCUGUCCGACUGGCCUUUGUAAUUGUUUUCCAGAAUAUUGUGAUGCUGAUGAGUGACAUUGUGGACUGGCUAAUCCCAGACAUCCCGAAAGAUAUCAGCCUGCAGAUUCACAAGGAAAAGAUUCUUUUGGUGGACCACUUCAUGAAAGAAGAGCAAAGGAAGAGCCAUAUCCUUGAAAGCAGGGUGUCAACAGGCAGCAAGGAGGCCUUCAGCAGUAGCAACAACAACAUCAACACAAUGACUCACUCAUGCUCUCGACUGCACAGCAAAUGCACAACAGCUUCUAAUGCCAGUAACGAUGUUUUCAUAGUUCAGUCUUAGUUACAGUUUCAAAGCUUGCUAGUAACUUGCUUGCUUAGACCAACCUAAAUAUUGUGUCCUUGUUCAUGUUCAGAACAUUCCAACAACUGGGAGAGCAGCUGGCCAAUGUGGUGUCGCCAAAUGUGUUGCACUGUGCUUUGUGUAUAAUGUCCAAGUGUGCAGUCAAAUUUGUGAAUGUGUACAGGAAUCUGUAAAUGUGUUUUCAGCUUUGCCUGCAUAGUGAUUCAAGAAUUUGUAAAUGUCAACAUAUGUACAUCAAUGUGUACAAAAUCCUUAAUUGUACUUUAGAUUAUUACGUGUGUAUAACAAUCAAAUAAUGAGUAUUCAAACAACUGUUUAACUGAGUCAAAGGUUCAGUUGAGACAUUUAGCAAGUCUGCUGCAAGUUAAUGUCUGGACAUUUGUCAUUACCACGAUUUCUCAUUCUACUUUUUCCUAGGGCUAAGUCACAGUUCUGAUCUCUACUCGCUGCGAAACAGUGGCUACAAUCUAGAAUUGAGUAGAGGUCUGAGCAGGGCUUCUGUAGUUGAGGUGGAUGGUGACCUGGCCUCAUGUAUAGCUGUCUUCACUCUGCAGUGAAUGUCCUCACUCACAACAGGCACAAAGGAAGAGGGAAGGGGAUGUUUGUCCCUGGGCACUCUACAGCUGGUCCCUGGGUACUCUACGACCAGGGACCAGCUGCUGGGUCCCUGGUCGUAGAGUGUAGUCAGUUCCUUAAUUUUGAUGCAGGAAGUGUUAUCAUAAACAGUUUUUUUCAUCAAAUAUCCUUUUAUUUUUGUUAAAUGAAGUUGGAGAGGGAGGGAGGCUGUUAACUAGGCAGGAGUGGAGGGUGUGACACAAACAGAUUGAAAAGACAGUGGCUUUGGAAAUUUCCAAGAUCAUGUAGCUCUGAUUUCCUCUGGGUAACCAUUCUCUAGAUUUUUUGGGCUGUAGGUGAUGAAGUGUGCUUCUCUUUGAAUCAUUUUCUUGAACAAUACCAUCAUGGCAGAACAGAACACUUUGCCUAACCUCUGCAGCAUAAUCGGCAGCAUGCAGAAACCAAAUUGACUACUUUGACUGUGGUCAUAUUUUGUGUAUCUUGCUCCAGGCCAAUGACAGCCCUGAACAAAAGGAAUCUGUGGGGCAGCGGAAUCAUUCAUCUUUUUAAUUAUUAUUUUUUUAACCACAAUCUGCCAUAUUUUUUAUCAGUCUAUCCACCUGUAGCACAUGCAUCUAGAUGGCUUUGUUAAAACAUUUAUUUUGACCUUAUAUUCUCCUGUUUAUGUUAGACAAGUAGGUAAAGUUUUGGUUUGCUGAUUUAGCUAAGUUCUUGUCUUUUUUUUAAAAAAAUCUGUUUGUUAUUUGGUUCAACCUGAAUCACACAUGGACAGAAUUUUCAGUAUUGAAGAAAUUAUAAAUAAAAUAACCUGUUCAUUGAUAA
Molecule: messenger RNA, 4618 nt
Organism: Acanthochromis polyacanthus (spiny chromis)
Lineage: Eukaryota; Metazoa; Chordata; Actinopteri; Pomacentridae
Product: anoctamin-1-like
Biological process (GO): chloride transmembrane transport
Cellular component (GO): plasma membrane
Molecular function (GO): chloride channel activity; protein dimerization activity
Source: RefSeq, a predicted model, not a curated record